GUCUAUUAUAAAUUGGUUUACUUACAGUUGUGUAUUGAAUUUCAAUCUUAAUCUUGUUUCAUGCCAUCUUUAAUAUUUUUCAGAGUUGGAGCCUUUUGAGGAAAUUAUUCAUUUCAUCUACAAGGACAUGUUUUUCAAUAAGACUGAUCCACAAAGGUUACUUGAUAUUGUGGUCACUGCUGAUAAGUUUGAGGUGAUUGGAGCAAUCAAGCACUGUAAAACUCUGAUGCUGCAGUCCCCGCUGACUCUUGAAAUUGCCCUUCUUUAUUUGGAGUUCACUUCUGAGAAGGUAGAACUGAAUGAAAUUCUUGGUCCUGUUCAUACUGCUUGUGCUGAUUUUGUGGCCAAUACAUACAAAGAUCUGUUAAGUCAUGAGGAAGCCGUGCUCCAGUUGCGGCUCUCCGCUAUGAUUUCCAUCUUUAAGAGCAGUGCUCUUAUUCUUCCCAACGAAGACUAUGCAUUUACCUUUUUGCUGAAAUGGCUGGAGAAAGAGUACUCUGAUAAGGAAGAGAGAAAUGAUGUGUUUCAGAGAAUCGUGGUUUCUCUUAUCCGGUUCACGCACCUGUCUGAAGAAGCUCUGCUUGAUUUUACCUCUUGUAAUCUAGUUUCGAGUCCUGUUGACGCGAUCAAUAUUGUAUCUAAUGCAAUGCAUUUCAAGGCUACUUCAUCUCGAAGAAUUGCUUACUGGAGGUAUGAGCAGCGUGAUUAUCUUGUGAGGCCCGUCUCAUUAUCUUAUCUUAUGCCAGCUCCACAUCCUGAGGUUGUGGCAUACAUGGAUAUAUCACUGGGUCGCUGCUCUAGGAUGACUUACUCUGAAGCUUUUGCCUUUGGUGGAUUGACCCUAAACAUGGUCGCUACGUGUGUGUUUGACGCUGAUACUAAUACUCCCAAUUCACUUGGUUUGUUUUUAUGUGCCCAAACCGAGCAGCCAGCCAUCCUGAGUGUCACAUUCUCUGUGAGGACACGACCAAAUGGGGCGUAUGUUGACUGUAUCUCGUUUGAACACACAUUUACAACAGGCAUCCCCUUUGGAGUAAAUGAUCUGUAUCUGACCCAAUGGGAUGAAUUGAUGGACCCCAACUGUAUUUUUGUCAUUAAAGGCCAUUUGCACAUUAGAAUGCGCAUUUCUGCUCUCCAGCCAUAGGGUUCAGGUAAGGAGGUCUCCAGCAUCAGUCUUCAGGCCAAGUAGCUCGUCCAUGUUUUAGCGUGUCCUUCAGACCUGACCUGUGGUAAUCUGUCUGUGAUUCUGAUGACUGUCAAGUCUGGAAGCCAAGGAGCUUUGCAUAUCAUGUUGUUUAGCCUGCCCUUCAGACCUGACCUGUGGUAAUCUGUCUGUGAUUCUGAUGAGUUAAGUUUGGAAGUUUUAGCCUGUCCUUCAGACCUGACCUGUGGUAAUCUGUCUUGCAAGGAGCUGGUCUUGCAUAUCAUGUUGUUUAGCCUGUCCUUCAGACCUGACCUGUGGUAAUCUGUCUGUGAUUCUGAUGAGUUAAGUUUGGAAGUUUUAGAACUUUCUAUGCUAAGUAUGGUCAGUAGUAUGAUGAACAGAGCACUAGAUGCCCUAAUCUACUCCUAUGCUAAGUGUCUUCAAGAUCAUGUUUUUUGGAUAUGUUAUUCGUGUACCCAUAGCAUCCUUAACAUUGUGCGACGAAGUAGUAAUAAAACA
Messenger RNA from Triticum dicoccoides, 1663 nucleotides. Its product is annotated as BTB/POZ domain-containing protein POB1-like. Gene Ontology annotation, biological process: response to red light. Gene Ontology annotation, cellular component: nucleus. NCBI's taxonomy places the organism in Eukaryota, Viridiplantae, Streptophyta, Magnoliopsida, Poales, Poaceae. The record is from RefSeq and is a predicted model, not a curated record. The transcript is spliced from 3 exons. The coding region runs from base 128 to 1144 and encodes 338 amino acids.